CGAGUGUAUUGAGUUUAAUUAUUAAUUAGAUAUUUACGCGGUUAUCUCUGUUCUUUGAAGUAUCUUUUUUUUUUUUUUUUUAUACAACACAACAUGUAUCAUCUUGCUUCUUAUCCCAACGACCUUUUUCCUUACUUCAUCCCAUUUUUUAAAAUUAACCUUCGCUACCCAAUCACCCCCCAAGUAGAAGCUCAUCUGUCUUCGUGCUUCACCACGUUUUCGUUAGCCUCCUUCAUUUGCCAGAAUAAUUGUAAGUUAGAAUUGCAAGCACUUUUGUUAGCAUUCAAUCUCUCACUGUACCAGCUUUUACCCCUCUCCCCCUUUUCAUUUUUUUCUUUUCCUUUCUUUUUUCCUUUAUGGACUCUCAUAUCAAAUGAAGAAGAGAAAAGAAAAGCUUGCUCGUGAAAUGGUUGGCACUGAAUGUGGGUAAUGCCUGCUUUUCGUAAUUUUUAUUUAUAUUUUUAUUUCAUUUAAUAAUAUUAUUGGAGCG
Messenger RNA from Umbelopsis ramanniana AG, 490 nucleotides. RefSeq lists its product as uncharacterized. The coding region runs from base 94 to 405 and encodes 103 amino acids. The record is from RefSeq and is a predicted model, not a curated record. Lineage: Eukaryota; Fungi; Mucoromycota; Umbelopsidomycetes; Umbelopsidales; Umbelopsidaceae. The transcript has a single exon.